CCGGCCAUCUUGGAUUAUUGGAAGACUCAUCCACCCCUUUCCUCGGUAUCAGAGGAGCGUCUUGCACCCUUUUAGGGGUCAGAACUGACCCACAAUUGUUCUACUCCGACUGACAUAAAACAAACGACUAUCGAAAUGUCUGGACAAAGCAUCAUGGACCGCAUGACAGCGGCCAGACAUAGCAUAGCCGGGCAGGGGCUGGCCAAGGUGGUUUGUAAGGCUACCACGGAGGAGGUUAUGGGCCCCAAGAAGAAGCAUCUUGACUAUUUAUUACAAUGCACAAAUGAACCCAACGUGUCGAUACCCCAGUUAGCAGAUUUACUGAUAGAGAGGACGCAGCAUCAGAACUGGGUAGUGGUCUUCAAAUCCCUUAUCACAAUCCACAAUCUUAUGAAUUAUGGAAAUGAGAGAUUCACACAGUACCUGGCCUCAAACAAUUGCACGUUCAACCUUGGUGGAUUCAUUGACAAGGGUGGAGUACAAGGCUAUGAUAUGUCCACAUUUAUCAGACGGUACUCCAAAUACCUGAAUGAAAAAGCAUAUUCUUACAGACAGAUGGCAUUUGAUUUUUGCAAAGUCAGAAGAGGGAAAGAAGACGGUUUGUUACGAACCAUGAAUACAGAAAAACUUUUAAAAACAUUACCAUGCUUACAGAAACAAUUAGACGGAUUGUUGGAAUUUGAUUGUACCCAGAAUGAAUUAACAAAUGGAGUAAUUAAUGCUACGUUUCUGCUGCUGUUUAAAGACCUCAUUCGACUAUUUGCCUGUUACAAUGACGGUGUCAUCAACCUUUUAGAAAAAUAUUUUGAUAUGAAUAAAAAGCAGUGUAAGGAUGCGUUGGAAGGCUACAAAAAAUUCCUUGUCCGAAUGGACAAAGUGUCAGAAUUCCUUAAAGUAGCGGAGGCCGCCAGAAGCCUGAAAGAUGAGAAUGUCGGUAUUGACAAGGGGGAUAUUCCAGACCUGGCUAAGAGUCACAAAUGCCAAUCUACUUCCACACGAUGUUCCAAAGCUAGGCAGUGUUUGGCUCCCUCCAGUCUCCUAGAUGCCCUAGAACAACACUUGCAGUCCCUAGAGGGCAAAAAAGGGGCAACAACUCCAGUUGGUUCAAAACCAGCAGGAUUCGCAUCGGCCAUAAACACCAUUUCCAACAAUAGCAGCAUACAGAUUUCUGAUGAAGAAAAGAAACGGAUAUUAGAUGAAGAAAAUAUGAAGUUACAACAGCUCAAGGGUGAAAACUCCAAGGAUCAAUGUGGCGCCAAUCAACAUGAUUUUGCUAACCAGGAACAGAGAUUAAAAGAGAUGGGAGGCAGUCCAGUGGCACCUCCAGCAAACACUAACCAAUCAAAUCCCUUUGCCUCACCAACCACAACAACGCCACCAACAUCUGGUGGGGUCAACUUGUUCGGUUCUCCGACAAAAUCAACAGCUGGCAAUGCACCUAGUGAUGACCUUUUGAACCUUGCAGGGAAUCCAUUCAUAGAAAAUGUACAAAAUGUGAUGCAAAUGAACAAUGUCAUGAAUAACAUGCAACCAACGUCACAACAGCAGCCAUUCGCAACCCCAGGCUGGAAUUCUACAGGAGUGAACAACACACCAGCAGGUGGCGCUGCUGCUAACUCCUUAACUCUGGAUGUGUCCCUAUCACCUGGAAUGGGUCAGCUACUCACUCCCUCACCAACUCCAACUUCUCCAGCCCCUACUGUCCCACCCGAGGAGGAACCGCUUGAUCCCCUGGACUCGCUGGCCCUAGGGGGCACCACCAGUAGUUGUGGGGGAGACCUGUCCAGUCUGACUGGUUCGGGCGGGGCUAUGGGGGGUGUGCCAAUGCAGAUGCAGGGGGCACAAAUUCUGGGCACCAGUCCCCAAGCAUUCCCCGAGAUGACAAUGCCGGCUAGUCCAGCUCUCCAACACAGGAGUCUCACUCCCAAUUUUAUGGAGCAAGCUGUGGGUAGGACCAGUCCCGCCCCUUCCUCCACCUCCGACCAGGGAUCAGGGUUUGAUGCAUUUGGUGAAGUACUACAACCCAAAUCACAGAAUCUAACAGAGGACAAGAAACAGGAUAAGUUGAUACAGCCUGAUCUUAACACAAGUCUGGUCCAACUGGCUGGUAAUCUCCACAUCAAUGGACCGGCUCAACAAGUCAAAAAACAACAACAUGAGUGGCAGCCAAAGGGUGAACAGAAGAAGACUGGUGGGGCUAACUGGCAGAAUCAGCCAGCAUUGGCAUCCUCAACCACCACAUGGAAUCAGGGUUUUGCGCCUACAAACCCCAUGACUCAACCAGCCAUGGGCUACAACAUGGGUGCACAAACACAGCCGCCAAUGAUGCAACCUGUUGGUAUGAUGGGACAACCUCGCCCCAUGGGAAUGCAGAUGGGCCAACCAAUGGGAAUGCAGCCAACUAUGGGUAUGCAACCAAAUAUGGGCAUGCAGUCUAAUAUGUAUGCUACAGGAAUGCAGCCAAUGGGAAUGAUGCAACAGCCCCGACCCCCAACUGGGCAACAACAAAACGACCCAUUUGGUGCAUUAUGAGAUUAAUUUACUGUGAGAAGUGAUACACUUCUUACAAGAUAGGGAGGAACCGGCUGUGGCAUUGGCAGAAAUCUGUGAAAUUUGACGUGGAUGUGUAUAUAAUGAAACUGAAAGGGAUCAAAUUGUCGUCAAUGUUUCACAAACCUUCAAUGUCUGUACAUAGUAGUAAUGUAUGUAUAUUACCAAGAAGCAUACAUAAUGACUAUAUAUUUAUGUCAUUCGGAUCACUAUGCUCACCUGUGUAACCAUAGUAGCUGCAACAGCACCUUGUAUGUCCUAAUUCCAUUGCCUCUGAUCACCGUAUCACUCCUGUACGUCCAUUGAUGGACGCAGCGUUGCAUCACUCCUGUACGUCUAUUGAUGGACGCGUCGUAGCAUCACUUCUGUACGUCCAGUGAUGGACGCGGCGUAGCAUCACUCCUGUACGUCCAGUGAUGGACGCAACAUGGCAUCACUCCUGUACGUCCGUUGAUGGACGCGGCGUUGCAUCACUCCUGUACGUCGAUUAAUGGACGCGGCGUUGCAUCACUUCUGUACGUCCAGUGAUAGACGUGGCAUGGCAUCACUCCUGUACGUCUAUUGAUGGACGCAGCAUUGCAUCACUCCUGUACGUCUAUUGAUGGACGCGGCAUUGCAUCACUCCUGUACGUCUAUUGCUGGAUGCGGCGUAGCAUCACUCCUGUACGUCCAGUGAUAGACGUGACAUGGCAUCACUCCUGUACGUCCAGUGAUAGACGUGGCAUGGCAUCACUCUUGUACGUCCAGUGAUGGACGCGGUGUGGUGUCAGUCCAGUAUGUCUGGCGAUGGAUUGACUAUGGCAUCACUCCUUUAGUCAGGCAAUGGACUCGCCGUGACUCUUCUGUGUUAUUGUUUUUAUAGAAAAAUCAAAUUACAUAGUUAUUGUAAUGUGUUUGUGUGUAAUAUAGACAGGCUAGGUUUUACUGUGUACGUCUGUGAUUGGCUUACCUGGACUUCAGCUUACGAGUCCCCAACAUUUUACCGACAGGAGAGUGGUGUUGUCAAUAGUAUGUGAUGUUGUAAUGGACAGCUACCAAAACAUGUGAGAAAAUGCCAGUCGCACAACCAGAACUAGUCAUGGGUGUGAGGCAACCUUUAUAAAUGUUCUGUGUGCAAUUCUGUGUUGCAGUUGAAUAUGUCAUGCUUGUGGGGACAGUGUACAGCAGUAAACACUAGUUUCUUAACUUCACUAAAUUUCAUGAGACUUAAUUUGAACACCAACUCCUGUUUAGAUAUAAGCAUUCUGAUACUCUAAAGAGAUGGCAUCUGUAGAAAAUUUACUCACUUGUUUACUUUAAAAAUUAAGAUCACUUAUAUCUAUAACAUCUUUUUUUUAUUCUUUUUCAAACCCUAUGGGUACUGUAGGCAAGGUGGGUAGGUACACCCUGGUGGUGUGUCGACUGAUCCCAGUGGUGUGUCGACUGUACAGUAGGGACGGUGGGUAGGUACACCCCGGUGGUGUGUCGACUGAUCCCAGUGGUGUGUCGACUGUACAGUAGGGACGGUGGGUAGGUACACCCCGGUGGUGUGUCGACUGUACAGUAGGGACGGUGGGUAGGUACACCCUGGUGGUGUGUCGACUGAUCCCAGUGGUGUGUCGACUGUACAGUAGGGACGGUGGGUAGGUACACCCCGGUGGUGUGUCGACUGUACAGUAGGGCCGAUGGAUAGGUACACCCUGGUGGUGUGUCGACUGUACAGUAGGGCCGAUGGGUAGGUACACCCUGGUGGUGUGUCGACUGUACAGUAGGGACGGUGGAUAGGUACACCCCGGUGGUGUGUCGACUGUACAGUAGGGCCGAUGGGUAGGUACACCCUGGUGGUGUGUCGACUGUACAGUAGGGACGGUGGAUAGGUACACCCCGGUGGUGUGUCGACUGUACAGUAGGGACGGUGGGUAGGUACACCCUGUGGUGUGUCGACUGUACAGUAGGGACAGUGGGUAGGUACACCCCGGUGGUGUGUCGACUGUACAGUAGGGACGGUGGGUAGGUACACCCUGUGGUGUGUCGACUGUACAGUGUCCUCACAAGGCUGUAUAUUUAAACAUGUAGAGUACAGUAAGGAUGGUAGUGAGUGAAAGUGACUAAACUACUAUGUGAUACAUAUAAUAUAUAUACAUAUAAGGUGUAUGCGAGAAUCGUAAUCAUAUAUUAUAUAUGGGUUGUGUUUAUUUUGUACAUAAAUCAUGCAAAUUAUUAAGAUUUUAUUUAACCCUUUCCAAUCUGUGUGAGAUUUUUGUAAACUAUCUGUUCUUCCUCGUUUCCCUGCUCUGUCACCUGUUUGAGACACAAAAGGUUGAUUAUCUAUAGAAAACUUCUUUUUUUUUAAGAUUUUUCAGAUUUUCUUUUUUCUUUUCUUUUUUUUAUUUUAUUUUCAACAAAUCUUGAUAUGGAGUUUAAACUCCCUGUACUUACCUAACAGUCUCAGAUUGAUUUGUAAAGUGGUCAAUCAUUUAACUUGUGUCAAACAUUCCUUACCCAACAUUUUUGACUACAUACCUGGUAUUUGUAUUACAAUGUACUUUGUUUGUAUGGAAGCACAAAAUGUAUAAGAAAAUCAUAUUAAUAAUGAUGGUUAUGUGAUUGGAUGCAAAUUUUGGUUAAGUAUAUAAUUUGGUCAUUUAUACAAUAUGUACCCACUGUUUUGUCUAAUACAUUUGUACAAUUACCUUGUAUGGUCUAUAUACAAUGCAUAUUUGAUAGAGCUGAUAUGAGAUACAUUUGAUGUAAACAAAAAGCCUGGGUAUAAGUUAUGUGUUUAUGUAUUACUGUCCUCAGUGUUAUUGCAGUAAGUUAUUUUGUGUUGAUAUUUUACACCUAUAAAUGCUGUUUCAGGUGAACCAUGGUAUAUAAAUUGAUUUUAUCAUUUGGUGUGUUACACCUGAAAUGUUGCAAGAGAUCGGUUAUUCUGUUCCUGGUAUUAAACACCAGAGAAUCAUGUUACAAAUAGUAAUUUUGUUCUGUUUCUAGUAAAACAUAUGAAAGCUACAGGCGAGUUGUACACACCUGAGUUUGGCUACAGGUGAGUUGUACACACCUGAGUUUGGCUACAGGUGAGAUGUACACACCUGAGUUUGGCUACAGGUGAGAUAUAAACACUUGAGUUUGGCUACAGGUGAGAUGUAAACACCUGAGUUGGCUACAGGUGAGUUGUACACACCUGAGUUUGGCUACAUGUGAGAUGUAAACACCUGAGUUGGCUACAGGUGAGUUGUACACACCUGAGUUUGGCUAUAGGUGUGAUGUACACACCUGAGUUUGGCUACAGGUGAGAUAGAUGUACACACCUGAGUUUGGCUACAGGUGAGUUGUACACACCUGAGUUUGGCUACAGGUGAGUUGUACACACCUGAGUUUGGCUACAGGUGAGAUAGAUGUACACACCUGAGUCUGGCAACAGGUGAGAUGUACACCUGAGUUUGGCUACAGGUGAGUUGUACACACCUGAGUUUGGCUACAGGUGUACACACCUGAGUUUGGCUACAGGUGAGAUAGAUGUACACACCUGAGUUUGGCUACAGGUGAGAUAGAUGUACACACCUGAGUUUGGCUACAGGUGAGAUGUACACACCUGAGUUUGGCUACAGGUGAGAUGUACACACCUGAGUCUGGCUACAGGUGAGAUGUACACACCUGAAUUUGGCUACAGGUGAGAUAGAUGUACACACCUGAGUUUGGCUACAGGUGAGAUAGAUGUACACACCUGAGUUUGGCUACAGGUGAGAUGUACACACCUGAGUCUGGCUACAGGUGAGAUGUACACACCUGAGUCUGAAUACAGUGUAAUUAGUGUUGUAAUUUAUUAAGCAUUGUUAUGAUUCGAGAUAAUUUUUGAUACUGUUUAAUUACUGCUCUAAUGCAGGUGACAGAUGAAUUAGUUUAUUAAAAUUUGAAUUUAAGGAUAAUCACACAAGUUGAGCUUUCUGUAAAACAAUAUCUAGGUUUUAUUUUGCAAUCCCUCUCAAAGGUUUCAUGUAUGGUUAUCAAUUUUGUAGAAUUGAACCGAUUGCACUUGAUGUCAUGAUAUGAAUAUUAUGAUUAAUAUUGAUCAAACUUGGCAUUUCCAAAAUAUAUUGGUCCUGGUUACUGAUCUUAAGGAAAGCUACCAGUUAAGUUGAUGUAUUUUUCCUAGAUAAUUGUAAAAUUCUUCCUAACUUCAGUAUCAUUAUCCUUCUACAUCAUGUUGACAGGCUAUAGAUGAGCCAGUGUUGGGUUUGGAGAGAAUACCUACUGCCAUUAAUUAUCAGCUAUAAUUCAGCCUCAUAAGGACUCCUUGCCAACAUUCCAUUCUCAAAACUCCAGCUGUUUUUCUUGUGUGGGUAAUGCCAGCAUCCUUGAUCUCACCAGUUGUGAUGUGGUUAUGAUAAGUGUUGAGGCGUAUGUGUGCAAUCUUUGAGGCCUCGACUGUAUAAGUGUGUUCUGUACGGUGUGAUUACCUGUGCACUGAAAUAAGCCACAUGCAUCAUAUUGUGCCAAUCUUAAUACAUGUAUUUGCAUUCAGUCAUUAAAUACUAUACCACAGUUAAUCUUCACGGUAUCAACACAAUACACUGUAUGACAAAAUGUAGAAUCAAUGCUAUAGGUAAAGUUUUCACUUGAAAAGCAGUAUGUUCCUAGGAAAUAACACUUGUCUGAUAUUAAACAUUACAAGUCUCCGAUCCCAGGAGGGAGACACGAGUGUGUUAUGGUCUAUUGUGUUACAGUGAGGGGGACGAGUGGGUAUGAUCUCGAGGUCUAUUGUGUUACAGUGAGGGGGCGAGUGGGUAUGAUCUCGAGGUCUAUUGUGUUACAGUGAGGGGGACGAGUGGGUAUGAUCUCGAGGUCUAUUGUGUUACAGUGGCGGGGGUGAGUGGGUAUGAUCUCGAGGUAUUUUGUGGUGGGGAGUAUAAGUAGUGUUUAACCAGGUUCCCCACUGUAAGUAUUACAGUGGUCCCUUACAAGGUGUUGCUCCUGUUGUUUGUCACCAAACACCUGUAAUCAUCUCCCCUGCGCGGCGUAUCCACUUUACCUCCCAACACCUGUAAUCAUCUCCCCUGCGCGGCGUAUCCACUUUACCUCCCAACACUUGUAAUCAUCUCCCCUGCGCGGCAUAUCCACUUUACCUCCCAACACCUGUAAUCAUCUCCCCUGCGCGGCGUAUCCACUUUACCUCCCAACACUUGUAAUCAUCUCCCCUGCGUGGCGUAUCCACUUUACCUCCCAACACACCUGUAAUCAUCUCCCCUGCGCGGCGUAUCCACUUUACCUCCCAAUACUUUUAAUCAUCUCCCCUGCGCUGCGUAUCCACUUUACCUCCCAACACUUGUAAUCAUCACCCCUGCGCUGCGUAUCCACUUUACCUCCCAACACCUGUAAUCAUCUCCCCUGCACGGCGUAUCCACUUUACCUCCCAACACACCUGUAAUCAUCUCCCCUGCGCGGCGUAUCCACUUUACCUCCCAAUACUUGUAAUCAUCUCCCCUGCGCGGCGUAUCCACUUUACCUCCUGUGAGCCUCCCGAGUCCUUGUUGUUACACUAGACAUAGCAGCAGACUGUUGGAAUCUAGCACUGCUGGAAAUAGAUUCUAUUUAACUUUGUACUGAUUUGUUCAUACAGGUGGUGAAUUGAAAAUGUAUGAAUGUACGUAACCAUUAAUUGUUUGUGAUUUCAAUCCUGUUAUUGUUGCAGUAAGAUGUCAGAAUAGCAUUAAUAAGACUGCCUCAGCUAUUUAAUAUGAAAUAUUCAAGAGAAUAGAAUUAUUCUGUUUAUUAAUUCAUUUAAGUUAUGUAUUAGUUGGCUGUAAGAUUCAAUGGCUGUCAAAUUAUAAAUGACCUACGUCAAGUGUAACAUUCAGUACCACGGGUCAUUGGUACACUCUACACUACCCUGUAGUUGUGGGACGUCUGUACACUCUACACUACCCUGUAGUUGUGGGACGUCUGUACACUCUACACUACCCUGUAGCCGUGGGACGUCUGUACACUCUACACUACCCUGUAGUCAUGGGACGUCGGUACACUGUAGUCGUGGGCCGUCGCUACACUCUACACUACCCUGUAGUCGUGGGACGUCUGUACACUCUACACUACCCUGUAGUCGUGGGACGUCUGUACACUCUACACUACCCUGUAGUCGUUGGCCGUCGCUACACUCUACACUACCCUGUAGUCGUGGGACGUCUGUACACUCUACACUACCCUGUAGUCAUGAGACGUCGGUACACUCUACACUACCCUGUAGUCGUGGGACGUCUGUACACUCUACACUACCCUGUAGUCGUUGGCCGUCGCUACACUCUACACUACCCUGUAGUCGUGGACCUUCAAUGCACUCUCAUUGUGGUCUGUAAGCUCUAGUUUGACAGUGUCAAGUUCCGAUAUACAAUUAAAUAUUACAAGUGUGUACAUUGUCUGCCUUGGUGUUAAAUCUUUCUACAUAGUGCUGUAGAAAAAGCAAGAAAUAUCAACGUGAAAAAUAAUAAAUAUUACAAAUAUAAA
Pecten maximus is the source of this 9030-nucleotide messenger RNA. Its product is annotated as phosphatidylinositol-binding clathrin assembly protein LAP-like. Gene Ontology annotation, cellular component: clathrin-coated pit; clathrin-coated vesicle; extrinsic component of presynaptic endocytic zone membrane. Bases 136 to 2532 code for a protein of 798 amino acids. NCBI's taxonomy places the organism in Eukaryota, Metazoa, Mollusca, Bivalvia, Pectinida, Pectinidae. Gene Ontology annotation, molecular function: clathrin heavy chain binding; 1-phosphatidylinositol binding; SNARE binding. Gene Ontology annotation, biological process: clathrin coat assembly; synaptic vesicle budding from presynaptic endocytic zone membrane; clathrin-dependent endocytosis. The record is from RefSeq and is a predicted model, not a curated record. The transcript is spliced from 26 exons.